This is a messenger RNA of Letharia lupina, 4980 nucleotides long. RefSeq lists its product as uncharacterized. The record is from RefSeq and is a predicted model, not a curated record. Gene Ontology annotation, molecular function: small GTPase binding; nuclear import signal receptor activity. Gene Ontology annotation, biological process: protein import into nucleus. Bases 1 to 4980 code for a protein of 1659 amino acids. The transcript is spliced from 15 exons. Gene Ontology annotation, cellular component: cytoplasm; nucleus. Lineage: Eukaryota; Fungi; Ascomycota; Lecanoromycetes; Lecanorales; Parmeliaceae.
AUGGCUGAUCCACUGGCGGAGAAGCUGGUGCAGCCUGCAGUCAAUCCCAGACAUCUGGCAUACUGCCCAUCUAUGGACUUGAUUGCAUUGGCGUCGAUUGACGAGCAUAUUUGUGUCUACAGAUUGAAUGGGCAACAGGUCUUCGGCAUUGCAAACAAACAAUCUGGUAACGGAAUAAAGCAAAUCAAGUGGAAACCUAAUGGUCAAUCACUUGCUACUGCAUACGACAAUAAUUUCCUUAUUCUGACAAACGCCCAUACCGGAAAAACGGUUCACCAGAUAGACUGCUCUGCGUACUCGAAGUCCCAGAUAUGCUGCCUAGGAUGGGGCAUCAAUUUUACUGACGGUAACAAAGUUGGCUGGGAGCUCGAUAAAUUCAAAGAUGAAGUGACCUUGGAUGAUAUGAUAAGUCAGAAUCCUCGAGUGAAGUCCAUGGAUAGUGUGCCAGAUCUACCUCUGGACCUAGCUUUGCUUGAUGUAGAGGCAUCCUUGCCUAAGCUGAGUCCUUUGUCUCCUGGAGGAAUUGAGGAUGACAUCUUCAGUUCUCGAGCAUCGUUAGACACUUUGUUUCAGCCGCUGACAAUUGGCUCGACUGAUUCUGCAGACAUCCUUCUUGUCGGGUUUGAAGAUGGUACUGUCCACCUCAGUAUCUAUGACUCCUUUGAGAUCGGUAGUUUCAACCUGCAGCAGGCGUCUCGUGGAUUCCGGAACUGCAGACCGAUUUUGCACUGCUCUCACCCCUAUUCUACGACUCAUUCCAUGCUCGUUUCAGCUCCCAUCGAAGACCAAGAAGAACUGCACAUCGUGCCACUUGAUCUCCGCUUGCUAUCGAAUGCUGGAAGAUAUUUGUCCUUGUUGGCAUCAAAAUCUACACAGCUCCACAACGUCCUACGCUACAUUCAUCAAGUCCAACGACAAAUGUAUCAUGAUUUCAAAACCUCUCGAGACUUGCCCAGCAAAUACAUCGCCAACAUUGAGGAGAGUUUACAAGAGCAGGCAGAUUACAACUGGAUGCAAGCUGCGUAUCAUCUCGUCGUCACUGGGGAUUGCUAUCCUGAAGUCAAAGAAUGGUUAGUAGAUCAGUUGGGAGAAAGGGGACACAAGCGAUGGGAGAAGGCCACAACGACUGGUUACGAAAGUGUGCGGCGCCUGGCUCAUGAGAAUCUGCUGCCUGCACUAGAGAGGUUCACCGUUCUCGUGAGCCGGCUUCGUGGCUUGUCGAGGUUCCAACUCUCAAAUGCCAAUCUUGGGCUGUCAACACAAGAAUUCGACGAUGUUUUGGACACUAUUAGUUGUCUCCAACUUAUGGCACACCAGAUCCUUAUCACUUCUGGUUCGGAACUCCGUCAAUUCCUUGCCUUUUCCGCUUGGCUGCGCCAGGAGAUUGAAAUCCAGGCCUCCGAUGCAAGCGUGGCAGAGUUCGCAGAGAAAGAUGUUAACCUUGAUCACGCUAGUACGCUCGAGUAUAUCCAAGGCGCCAUGACGCAAAGUCAACUUGCCAGCUUCUUCAUCUUGGAAGCGCGUGCGGAGGAGAAACCCCCACGGGAUCUGGCAGCGGAAGGAAGGUCCUUGUUCGAGCUAUCCAAACGGGGGCUCCAGAACGCCAGCAGGGAAGACUCCUCUGCCAGCCAACUUCCCCCUCUUGAUGCAUUGAUGAAAAAACUUGAUACGCAAUGCAAUGUUAUUUUCAAAAGGAUUGCAGAAACGCAGAGAAGAAAUGUGAGAUUCGGUGCGCCCGUUUAUCUUCAAAAGGGCGUCCCGUCCUGUAUGGACAUGAGGAUGUUGCAUGAGCUUGUUGGGGAGAAGAAAGAAUUGGUCCUUUACGUAGUUCUAGGUCCUGUGACUCAUCAAAGCGAUGUGCGUAUCUAUAGAAUCGUGUUGGAAAUCAAGAAUGGGAUGAGCUCUACAAAGAGCGUGGAAGGUGCUGUAAUCAAGACGGCUAGUUGGGAGUUCAGAGAUGUCAAAUUCGUCGAUGAUGAUGAAUUGGUGUUGGCUGUCUCCGCAGAGUCUUCUUCUCAGCUUUUCAGAAUCCCAUACCGAGAAUCAGCCAAUGCCUCCGGUAAAUUGGCGUAUGCUACGAUCAACGAAAGGAACGUCGAGCAACGCAUGGAUGGCAAUACUGACCAUUCCAGCAUUGACCUUUCGAGACCAGACGUCGCCAGCGCAUAUAUGUGGCAGGAAUUUCCGGACGGAGUCUCUUGGACACCAGAAAGAAUGGAGGUCAAUGGUAGGAAGGGUAGACGGGUUAUCUGUGUGCUUGCUCAAGACAGAUUCCAUUACAGAGUAUAUGACUUAGACGGCUCUUCGAGUGGUGGGGAAGUCCAAGAUACUAGGACUGAAGGCAGUGAUGAGCCCUCCUGGACCAUGGACGUCAGCCAGGUGCUUGAGAGCACUUUCUCACCAGAUGCAUCAGCACGUCAGAAUGCAGAACAGCAGCUGUCCCAAGCAGCUGAGCUCAAUUUUUCAACAUAUCUGAUUACACUUGCGCAGGAACUUGCAAAUGAAAAAGCCCAACCGGGUGUUCGUCAAGCCGCCGGUAUUGCCCUGAAGAACGCAUUCUCAGCGCGAGAGUACACUCGUCUACGCGAGAUUCAGUCACGAUGGCUUCAGAGUGUCGAUGUCAAUACCAAGAGCUCUGUGAGGGACCUGGCCCUGCAAACACUCGCUUCGAAGGACACACGGGCAGGCCAGGCUGCAGCGCAGUUUAUCUCAUCAAUAGCAGCAAUCGAUAUUCCACGAAAUCAGUGGCAAGAAUUGAUGCCCGCUCUGGUAGAGAACGUCGGCGAAGGCGCGGACCACCUCAAGCAGGCCUCUUUACAGACCAUUGGUUACAUUUGCGAAGCUGAGGACCAGGACCUGCGCGAUAGCCUCGUACAACAUUCCAACGCCAUUCUUACCGCCGUCGUCCAAGGCGCGCGGAAGGAGGAGAGUAAUAAGGACGUACGACUGGCGGCUAUCAACUCGUUGUCAGACUCCUUAGAGUUCGUGCGGACCAACUUUGACAAUGAAGGAGAGCGGAAUUAUAUCAUGCAGGUCAUUUGUGAAGCUACUCAAUCUGGAGAUAACCGCAUUGAAGCCAGUUCUUACGGCUGCUUAAAUCGGAUUAUGGGUCUCUACUAUGACAAAAUGAAAUUCUACAUGGAAAAGGCACUCUUCGGACUGACUAUUAUGGGCAUGAAGAACCAGGAGGAAGAUGUGGCCAAGCUUGCGAUCGAAUUUUGGUGCACGGUCUGCGAGGAGGAGAUUGCCAUUGAGGACGACAAUGCUAUGGCUGCCGCUGAAGGGUCCGAGUUACGACCGUUUUUUAAAUUCGCUCGGAUAGCAUUUCGCGAGGUUGUGCCUGUACUACUACACCUCCUAGCUCAACAAGAUGAAGACGCCUCCGACGAGGAUUACAAUAUUUCGAGAGCAGCGUACCAAUGUCUGCAAUUGUAUGCUCAGACAGUCGGUGGAGAGCUCGUACAGACGGUGCUAAGUUUCGUGGAGGUGAACUUGCGGCAUGCGGAUUGGCAUUUCCGUGAUGCGGCUGUCUCAGCUUUCGGUGCAAUCAUGGAAGGUCCAGAUGAGAAGAUGCUCCAACCCUUGAUCAAACAGGGUUUGCCUGUUCUAAUUGGCAUGAUGGACGACCCUGUGGUCCAGGUCAAAGACUCAGCAGCGUUCGCGCUGGGUCGAAUCUGUGAGAAUGUUUCGGAAUCUAUUGAUCCUCAGGAACAUCUCCGACCACUUAUUGGGGCUCUCUUCGGAGGUCUCUCGAGUAGUCCGAAGAUGGCAGGCUCCUGUUGCUGGGCCUUAAUGAACCUUGCGGAGAGAUUUUCAGGAGAUCCAGGCUGUCAAGAAAAUCCUAUGUCACCACACUUUCAAGAGAGUAUACAGCGAUUACUUACUGCGACAGAGGGUCCUGAGGCCGAUAACCAAUUGCGGAUGGCUGCCUAUGAAGUUCUGAAUGCGUUCGUGACGAAUGCUGCAAACGACAGCCUUCCCAUCGUCGCCAAAUUGUCGGAAGUGAUUCUUGAGCGCUUGGAAAAGACGAUACCCAUGCAACAGCAGAUUGUAAGUGUAGAGGAUCGAAUUACGCUUGAGGAAAUCCAGACGAGCCUUACCAGUGUUCUACUUGCCAUUGUGCAAAGGCUGGAGGGGGAGAUCAAGCCUGCAGCUGACCGCAUCAUGAACGUGCUUCUGCAAAUUCUGAGUUCGGUCGGUAGCAAAUCCAGCGUUCCAGAUACCGUCUUCGCCGCUGUCGGGGCUUUGGCAAAUGCGCUCGAAGAAGACUUUGCAAAAUACAUGAGUUCAUUCAGCUCCUUCUUGUACAAUGCUCUAGGUAACCGAGAGGAGCCUGGAUUAUGUGCCAUGGCCAUUGGACUCGUCAGCGACGUUACUCGAGCACUAGGACAGCUGUCUCAACCAUACUGCGACACAUUCAUGAACUACCUACUUCAAAACCUCAGUGACAAAUCCGUCAGUAAUCAAUUCAGACCGGCUAUCCUCCAAACCUUUGGGGACAUUGCUCAGGCUAUAGGACCGCACUUUGAAACGUACCUGUCUGUGGUAGCUCAAGUAUUACAGACAGCCGCCAGUGUUACGAUGGGGGAGAGCGCCGCUUUCGAAAUGUUCGAUUAUGUGAUCUCAUUGAGAGAAGGGAUCAUGGACGCGUGGUCGGGUGCUAUCCUCGCGAUGAAGACCAAACCCCAAAUCUUGAUGCCGUAUGUCGAGUCAGUAUUCUCGAUAUUGAGUGUGAUAGCUCAGGACCCCAACCGGAGUGAGGCUCUCGUACGCUCUGCCAUGGGCGUCAUUGGAGACUUAGCAGACACAUUCCCCAAUGGCGAAUACGCCAACUACUACCGCGCCGAAUGGAUCACACAAAUGAUCAAGGAAACGAAGAGCAAUCGCGAGUUCCAAGGGCGUACCAUCGAGACUGCUCGCUGGGCUCGGGAACAAGUGAAGCGACAGACCGGGAACGCUCAAGCUGCUCAUCUGUCUUAA